CAUAAUCUCAAACAAAACUAUCAAAAGAACUCUUUUUUAAUGUCAUGGCUGUGGUUUCUGUUUUCUAAUGUAUACAAGAUUACAUGUCCUGUUACGUUCGCUAAAGAUCGUUAAAUAAACCUACACGUUGAUAAUACUGUAUUAGAUAAGUCUUGUUAAUGAUCUUUUCCACAUACCUCGAGGUGACGUUUAUACCCUGUGAUGGUUGUACAAGAUGGUAAAGUGCUACACUCUACUCCUGCUCUCUGCUCUGUUGGUCUCCUCCAUGAGCGCACCAGCUCCUAACACUGACACUGGAGGUGAGGAGAAUGAUCAGGACCAAAGAAUAAUAAACCCUCGACUAAAUCCCAUAUCUAAAUGGAAUUCCAUUCAACUGCUUAUUGAAAAGUUUUCUAACUUCUUAGAGGACUUGCCUCUUGACCAACUGACGCUUUUAGAGAGUGCCAAAGACAUAUCAGAAUUUCAAGGGAUAUUAGGAGCAUUAAUCCACGAUGACAAUAAAGGUGGAGAAAAUGUGUUUGGUAUGAUUGAUCAGCUCAAGGAUCGCUACACAAUGCUUCACGGCAUCGUAAGAGGAUUAAUUGCGAAGACUGGAAAGUCUAAUCCUGUCUCUGGAAAUGAACCAAGCAGUCAGAACGAAAGGCUUCAUCCUGUCUCUAGAACCGAAGAACCAAGCAAAGAACCUCCCAGUCAAAGCAAUGGCCAGUCACCAUCAAAACUUGAUGGAGCUGUUGAAAAGAUAGUUGAACAGCAAUUGAUGGCUGCUAUGAAAACCCUGCCAGUAGAGGACCUCGAAAAACUUCAGAGUAUGUUGGCUGAAAAAAGUGAUCCUUCUCAAAUACUGAAAGAAAUACAACCGACAUUCCCUAAACUUACCGAUGAUUUGAUAAAAAUUACCGUUAAAUAUCCAUCCGAGUUGAAGGCUGUAAUUGAGCAAGUUCUUUUAGAAAACAAACUGAAAAGCGUGACACCAGCUGCCACAACUGCUCAGCCUUCUGAACCAACCUCCCAGGUAACGGACGAUAGUAAACAAGAAGAUAAGAAAGUUAAAGCUGAGGAUAAGAAAAUUGAUAUGAAAAUAAGCGAUGAAACAAAAGGAGAGGACAUUUCAACAAAAGAAGACGGCAAGAUGGAUAUUUUUGAUGAUGAUAAGGAAAAAGACGUUGAACUUAUUCCUGGUGAGGUGGUGGAUGAACAUGACUACCAAGACACUAAAGACAUGUCACGGUCAAAGCCCUGGAAUCCAUAUUGGGAAAGACAGACAACCAACUGGAUGCAGGACUUUCAACGGAGACCUGUCAAGACUGGGGGGUGGUUUGGGGCAUGGCACUUUCUCAUCAUAUUCCUCCUGAUUGCCGCUCUAGUGGGCGUUGGCUACAUCUGCAGUCACAACAAGACGAAGAUCCGGGCAUACAUUGCGGAGGUUGCUUCGAAGGGUCGGAAAGCUCGUAACUAUACAUACAAGCAAGUCAGCACAACAUAAUCUCAAACUGAACUGAACUCUUUUUUAAUGUCAUGGCUGUGGUUUCUGUUUUCUACAUGUACAUGAUUACAUGUCCUGUUACGUUCGAUAAAGAUGGUUAAAUAAACCUA
Messenger RNA from Halichondria panicea, 1593 nucleotides. RefSeq lists its product as uncharacterized. NCBI's taxonomy places the organism in Eukaryota, Metazoa, Porifera, Demospongiae, Suberitida, Halichondriidae. The transcript is spliced from 6 exons. The record is from RefSeq and is a predicted model, not a curated record. Bases 215 to 1483 code for a protein of 422 amino acids.